Miniopterus natalensis is the source of this 1473-nucleotide messenger RNA. The record is from RefSeq and is a predicted model, not a curated record. NCBI's taxonomy places the organism in Eukaryota, Metazoa, Chordata, Mammalia, Chiroptera, Miniopteridae.
GCAGGCAACGGGUCCAUGACGCUGGCGGGACCUGGGGGCCACCGGCCAGCCCAGAUGAGCUGGAUCCCUGGGGACCAUCCGGGGCCGUGAGCGCACAGAGGGAGCUUCCCAGGCCCCUGCCGGGCUGCCCCCAAGAUGCCCACCAACGGCCUACACCAGGUGCUGAAGAUCCAGUUCGGCCUGGUCAACGACACCGACCGCUACCUGACGGCUGAGAGCUUCGGCUUCAAGGUCAACGCCUCGGCGCCCAGCCUCAAGAGGAAGCAGAUGUGGGUGCUGGAGCCCGACCCCGGCCGGGGCACGGCCGUGCUGUUCCGCAGCAGCCACCUGGGCCGCUACCUGUCGGCCGAGGAGGACGGGCGGGUGGCCUGCGAGGCGGAGCUGCCGGGCCCCGACUGCCGCUUCCUGGUCCUGCCGCAGCCCGACGGGCGCUGGGUGCUGCAGUCGGAGCCCCACGGCCGCUUCUUCGGGGGCACCGAGGACCGGCUGUCCUGCUUCGCCACGGCCAUCUCCCCGGCCGAGCUGUGGACGGUGCACCUGGCCAUCCACCCGCAGGCCCACCUGCUGAGCGUGAGCCGGCGGCGCUACGCCCACCUGUGCCCGCAGGAGGACGAGAUCGCCACCGACAGCAACGCGCCGUGGGGCGUGGACGCCCUCAUCACCCUCAUCUUCCAGAACCGCCAGUACUGCCUCCGGUCCUGCGACAGCCGCUAUCUGCGCAACGACGGCCGGCUGGUCUGGGAGCCCGAGGCCCGUGCCCGCUACACGCUGGAGUUCAAGGCGGGCAAGCUGGCCUUCAAGGACUGCGACGGCCGCUACCUGGCGCCCGUGGGGCCCACCGGCACGCUCCGGGCUGGACGCAACACGCGGCCCGGCAAAGACGAGCUGUUCGACCUGGAGGAGAGCCACCCGCAGGUGGUGCUGGUGGCCGCCAACCACCGCUACGUGUCCGUGCGGCAAGGGGUCAACGUCUCAGCCAACCAAGACGAAGAGCUGGAUCAUGAGACCUUCCUGAUGCAAAUUGACCGGGAGACAAAGAAGUGCACCUUCUAUUCCAGCACUGGGGGCUACUGGACCCUGGUCACCCAUGGGGGCAUCCAGGCCACAGCCACACAAGUCUCGGCCAGCACCAUGUUUGAGAUGGAGUGGCGGGGCCGGCGGGUGGCCCUCAAAGCCAGUAACGGGCGCUACGUGUGCAUGAAGAAAAACGGGCAGCUGGCGGCCAUCAGCGACUUCGUGGGCCAGGACGAGGAGUUCACCCUCAAGCUCAUCAACCGGCCCAUCCUGGUGCUGCGCGGCCUGGACGGCUUCGUGUGCCACCGCCGGGGCUCCAACCAGCUGGACACCAACCGCUCGGUCUACGACGUCUUCCACCUGAGCUUCAGCGACGGCGCCUAUCAGAUCCGAGGUGGUUCCCUGACCAGGCGGGUCUGUGUCUUCACCAGCUUACACUACGCGUCCCAGCCGGGUUGA